UGCUUAAAGUAUUAAACCCUAAACCUCAAAAAAUCCCAGAAGCCCAAAUGUUGAUAUCCCCCCUCUGCCUGUAAAUUGUAGCAACAUCAAAAUGGCAACAGCCACUAAAAUCCUAUUUUCCCAGCAGGGUAGCCGCCGGUGCUUGUGGUUGCCCGGCUCCUAUUUCCGUAGAUAUUUGUGCUCUGAACCAAAACAACACCCAGAUCCCUUAAUAAUCGAACCAGUCUCUUACCCAGUAAGAUCCGAACAUGAAAGCCAAGAAAAUUCCCAAGAACAAGAACAACAGCAGCAACAACCUCCCAGAAGAAGAAGUCAGCAAGAACAAGAUUGGAGUCGGGAGGACUUCCGUUACAUGAAGGACGCUCCUCCAUCCAUUUCAAUAACUCCAGUGUCGUACGCACCACGGGUUGCGCCGCUGCCGGAGGACAGGGUUCAAGGACAGGACGCACAUAAUGUUGAUAUGGAGAGAGAAAGGAUGAGGAUUGAGGCGCGGAGGAAUCUGGGGAGAAGAGCUUUUAAGGUUGUGGAAGAGGAAGGGAAAGUGGUGCUGCCUUUUCCUAGAUUAAUCAAGCCUGUUAAGAAGGAAAAGAAGCCUCUUUUUGACUUGAAUGAGGCUAUUAAGCAAGUCAAGGCUAAUGCCAGGAAUACUUUUGAUGAGACUGUUGAAGCACAUGUAAAAUUGAGUAUAGAUAAAUCUCGAUCUGACCUGAUAGUUCGUGGCACCUUGGCUUUGCCUCACGGUGGUAAGAAGUCUCUCAGGGUGGCUGUCUUUGCUGAAGGUGCAGAUGCAGAUGAAGCAAGAGCCGCGGGAGCUGAUAUUGUUGGAGGUGUUGAACUUAUUGAUGAAAUUGCAAAAGCUGGCAAGAUUGACUUUGAUCAUUGUUUCACGACUCCACAAUUUUUCCCUCGCAUUGCUAAGCUGGGGAAGAUUCUUAAUCGUCAAGGUUUGAUGCCUGAUCUUAAACAUGGUACUGUUGUCAGUGAUGUUGCUAAAGCAGUAAAGAAUGCAAAAAAGAAUCAAAUUAAGUUUAAAAUGGACAAAACAGCAAUUGUGCAUGUGGGACUUGGAAAGGUGAGUUUUACAGAAGAGUCUUUGCGCGAGAAUGUAGGUGCAUUUAUGAAUGCUCUUCUGCAAGCAAAGCCCGCUGGCUUAAAGAAGACUUCCAAAUAUGCUGGAUACGUCAACUCCUUCCAUAUUUGCAGCACUAUGGGGCAGGGAUUCCCUGUUUCAAUACAGUCAUUAUCCAAAGCUGUAGAUUACUACAGCAAAGUGCAUCUGAAUUGAUCUGGUCCCAACACAAUUACAGCACUCAAACUUGUUAGUUUUUGUCAAGAAAUUAUUUGGUAUAGAAAAGCUGAUUUAGUUUCACAUGCAUUUCGUUCCAGAGGUUUUUUUUUAAUCGAAAUCAUUUUGUUGGUAGGCAUAAUUUUGAGUUUUUACAAACCAAACAGUUUCAUCCGAAGUGUUGCGCUUGAUGGAAUAACCGGGAAGUUUUGCCGAUGACGGCCUGGAGUGAAAUUGGCUGUGACGUUGGCUUUAGAAUUGGUAAUGGGAGAAAACAUGGAGCAAGCUCUGGCGAGAUUAAAAGAUAGGCUGGUGGGUUUAAUUUCGAGUCUUGAGUAAUUUCUCAAAUGGGUUCUGAAAACUGAAUGCAAUGAAUGAAUUAAUUUAAGACUAAGUGUCUUGCCUUUUCUCUAAGCUUAUCAAUUUGUUUU
Molecule: messenger RNA, 1716 nt
Organism: Populus euphratica (Euphrates poplar)
Lineage: Eukaryota; Viridiplantae; Streptophyta; Magnoliopsida; Malpighiales; Salicaceae
Product: Ribosomal protein L1p/L10e family
Exons: 10
Coding region: 92-1285 (397 amino acids)
Biological process (GO): translation
Cellular component (GO): large ribosomal subunit
Molecular function (GO): RNA binding; structural constituent of ribosome
Source: RefSeq, a predicted model, not a curated record